Messenger RNA from Daucus carota subsp. sativus, 2958 nucleotides. Its product is annotated as serine/threonine-protein kinase CTR1. Gene Ontology annotation, cellular component: cytoplasm. Lineage: Eukaryota; Viridiplantae; Streptophyta; Magnoliopsida; Apiales; Apiaceae. The record is from RefSeq and is a predicted model, not a curated record. The coding region runs from base 147 to 2561 and encodes 804 amino acids. Gene Ontology annotation, biological process: protein phosphorylation; signal transduction. Gene Ontology annotation, molecular function: protein kinase activity; ATP binding. The transcript is spliced from 16 exons.
GGUGGGGGAAUAUAAAUUAAGCGAAAAUGUAGACACAAACAGCCUACUUGUAAGAAAAUUAAGGAUGAAAAGUAACCAAAACACAAUGACCGGUCUUCUCACUCUCAAGCCUGUCUGAAUCCAGACCAAACCCCAAAACCUCUGCAAUGGAAAGACGCUCUAACUACACUUUACUCAACCAGGAAGACCCUUCUCUUACAUCCACCCCCGCCGCCUCUUACUACGAGUCCAACUCCGCCGAGCGCAAUAAGCUCAAGUCCGAUUGGGAUUUCACCGAUCACCGUCAACAACCGUCGCAGCUCAAUCGGAUGGGGGCCACUUCGAUUCAGAGGCAAUCGAGUGGGAGUAGUUUUGGGGAGAGCUCGAUUUCUGGGGGCGAUUAUUAUGUGGCUUCGGUGGAUCAGGAUGGAUUGGGUGUGGAGCAAUUGAGGUCUAUGGGGAUGGAUGGUGGGGGAGGCGGUGGCGGUGGGGGGGUUUCGUUUUCGUCUUCGAAAAGCUGGGCGCAGCAGACGGAGGAGAGUUAUCAGUUGCAGUUGUCGUUGGCGCUUAGGCUUUCGUCGGAGGCGACUAGGGCGGAUGAUCCUAAUUUCUUGGAUCCGGUUGUUGAUGAUUUGCCUCCUCCCAGGUCUGCGUCAGCGGGUUCUGCUGAGAUUAUGUCGCAUCGAUUUUGGGCAAAUGGAUGUUUAUCAUACUUCGAUAGAAUUCCAGAUGGGUUCUAUUCUAUCAACGGGAUCGAUCCCUAUGUAUGGAGUGUGUGCUCUGAUUUGCAAGAUAAUGGUCGCAUACCGGCAAUUGAAUCCUUGAAGUGUAUAGAUCCAAGAAUUGAAUCUUUAGUUGAAGUAGUUUUAAUUGAUAGACGCAGUGAUGCAACUUUAAAGGAAUUGCAAAAUAGGAUUCACAGUGUGUCCUCUAAUUGCAACACCACAGAUGAGGUUGUAGAUCAGCUAGCAAAACUUAUCUGCAAUCGUAUGGGGGAUACGCCUUCCUCUGGAGAAGAUGAAUUAUUUCCUGUCUGGAAGGAGUGCAGUGAUGAUUUGAGAGAAUGUCUAGGAUCUGUUGUCCUUCCUAUUGGCAGCCUCAGUGUUGGCCUCUGCAGACAUCGGGCCAUAUUAUUCAAAGUUCUAGCUGACACAAUUGACCUACCAUGCCGUAUAGCUAAAGGAUGCAGAUAUUGUAAAAGAGAUGAUGCUUCCUCUUGUGUUGUUCGAUUCGGGCUGGAUAGGGAGUUUCUUGUUGAUUUGAUUGGCAAGCCAGGAAGCUUGCACAAACCUGAUUCUUUGCUGAAUGGUCCGUCUUCCAUCUCAAUCUCAUCACCACUGCGCUUUCCGCGGUACAGACAAGUUGGACCAACAGUUGAUUUUAGAUCAUUAGCAAAACAAUAUUUUUCAGAUUGUCAAUCGCUUGAUCAUUUGUUUGAAGAUUCUUCAGCUGGUAGUGUUAUUGACGGGGAUGCUGAGGACUUCUUGCAUAUUAAGAAGCCUGACAUGCAUAGAAAAAGUACUGGGGUUAGUCCAAGCAAUAGUGGUGAUAUUAUUCAAUCACAUUUGCCACCAAGAGCAUCCCGGCCAAUGAUUCGUGACAGAGAUCUUACUAAUGCAUAUCCUGGAAAUAUGAUGGCACCAUUCCCCGAUCCAAGAGUAAACACGGGUACAGAUCAGACUAGUCAACUGGUAACAAGUAGACCCAGGGAGCUUCCAUUUGAUGUGGAAGAUUUGGACAUUCCAUGGAGUGAUCUAGAUCUAAAAGAAAAAAUUGGAUCAGGUUCUUUUGGUACCGUUCAUCGUGCUGACUGGAAUGGCUCAGAUGUUGCUGUCAAAAUUCUUAUGGAACAAGAUUUUCAUGCAGAAAGGUUUAAGGAGUUCUUGAGGGAGGUUGCAAUUAUGAGACGACUCCGGCAUCCUAAUAUUGUUCUCUUCAUGGGGGCUGUUACACAGCCUCCAAAUUUGUCGAUAGUUACAGAGUAUUUAUCAAGAGGUAGUUUGUAUAGACUACUACAUAAAUCUGGUGCAAAAGAAACUCUGGAUGAGAGGCGUCGGCUGAGUAUGGCUUAUGACGUGGCCAAGGGGAUGAAUUAUCUACACAGACGCAAUCCUCCCAUUGUUCACCGUGAUCUGAAAUCUCCCAACCUUCUAGUUGACAAAAAAUACACAGUAAAGGUUUGUGACUUUGGUUUAUCUCGCUUGAAGGCAAACACAUAUCUUUCAUCAAAGUCAGCUGCAGGAACUCCUGAGUGGAUGGCUCCAGAAGUCCUCCGUGACGAACCAUCAAAUGAAAAGUCAGAUGUAUACAGCUUUGGGGUGAUUUUGUGGGAGCUUGCAACAUUGCAACAACCCUGGGGUAAUCUCAAUCCAGCUCAGGUUGUAGCAGCUGUUGGUUUCAAGUGCAAAAGGCUUGAAAUUCCCCGUCAUGUUAAUCCUCAAGUUGCUUCCAUAAUUGAGGCAUGCUGGGCGAAUGAGCCAUGGAAACGCCCGUCAUUUGCCAGCAUCAUGGAGACUUUAAGACCGCUGAUAAAACCUCCCACAUUGCAACUUGAGCGUGCUGAUAACCCUCUGGUCACAUGAAGCAUCUUGAAGUUUUUGUGCACAAAUACAUUCUUGCAAAGGCAGAUAACUGCCUGGAUUGCCCCCAAAGCAUAAUUUUCGGCAUUGAUGUACAUAAAUUUGUUCAUUUUGCUUCCUGGAACAACAUUUUGGACGGCAGCAGAAGUUAGCAAUCAUAGAAAAUUUUCACUGUACUUGUAUAAAUUUAUUUUCUAGUUGGGUUUGGCGAUCUUUUUGCUCAUAUUAUCACAUAUUUACAUGUAAUUUCUGUACAAGCGGAUGUCAGAAAUUUUAGUGACCGUAGUGUGAAAUGAAUCGCACAGAUUCCAGACAAGUACUUGCAUAAUAUUUUAGUUAGGCCAUCGCCUAUCUGUACUUGAACUAACAAAAUCAGAUUAAUGACGAACUUUUUGUUUAA